AUGACCAAACCCAGCAACGAGCUUGCUGAAUCUCUUAAUGAUCUCUUUCUUGAAGCCAGAUUGAAAGGCCUCGAUCCACAGACCGAGUUUGUUCACCUGCGCAGCAAAAUUGUCGAGUGUAUCUCAAACCGCAAUCGCACUACCCCGACACGAGCAAACCGCCGCUCGCUUCUUUUCACAGAUGGCUCAAAGCCAGAAACAUGCCUGGUAUCGCCUUCAUCUGACAUGGAAAUUAACGAAAAACGAGCUCAUCUCUAUGCUGCAAAUACUGCAUCCGAGUUCAUCGAAGUAUUGAAGGGUCGUAACGAACACAAGUCUGCUCGGAAAGACUCCAAAAAGAAGUCUUCGGGAAAGAAAAGAUCGAUCAGCCCUCCUGAGAGUCCCAAGAGCAAGGUUCAGAGGCGCCUUGAAGCAGGAGCCACGUCAAAGGCCACAACUGCGACCCAGGACAGUCCUAAGAAACGCAUCAAGUUUACGAAAGGUGGUGCCAAGGACGCCUCUGGCUAUAUUGUGCCCAAAACUGUACAGCAGACAAACAACGACACUGCCACCAAACCUGCCGCAAAUGAAGAAUGCUCUGACCAAGCUGACCAAGAGACGCUGAGCCUGAAUGAGAUCAGCCCUAGUAGCGGAAAGCUUGCUGAAAAGAACGGGACGAUGAACGCACAACAGGAGUCAAGCGAGAAAAGAGCGGACAGCAGCGCAACGUUUCCCAAACACUCACACCCUGAAGAAGACACUACUAUGGAAGAAGCCUCCGUAACAAGCACCGAUAAUUAUUUGCCUUCCUUCUGUCGAUCUGACCUCCUCGACAUUGCUACUGUGGUCAAAGAUGUCACUGCAAGCCAAUGGGAACAAUUCAAGCCAACGCUUCUCAGGAUGCUAGACAGGCUGCAAGGAGAUCCGACACCUAAGCAAGAAGAAGAAGCCGUGAGACGCCUUCGGUCCGCCAUUGCUAGCAUCGAGCAAGAGAGGGCUUUGAUUCCAACCGAAGCGUGGGAAAGGUAUGAAGCGAAACUCUUCAAGAAAGCAAAGGAUGGGGUUUUUGAUGCCGACUGGAAUACACGACUGUCCAAAAUCAGCAAAAUCAUUUGGAUGGAGGAAGAAGAGGCUGCCAUGAGGAGUAAAGACUGGGAUCGUCUUCGUGCUGCUGCGCGAACCUGGGCCAUUCUUGCCGAGGUCGCUGGCCCGAUGAUGGAAGACGGCGAUGAGCAGCGUUCAAAUGAAUGGCUGAUUGAGAAGUUUGGGGACAUUGAUUUCAUGGAGAGGCUAUUUUCGUGCAAAGAGCGACUUGCAGCAAUCAAGCCAUGA
Fusarium poae is the source of this 1311-nucleotide messenger RNA. RefSeq lists its product as uncharacterized. Bases 1 to 1311 code for a protein of 436 amino acids. The record is from RefSeq and is a predicted model, not a curated record. The transcript has a single exon. Lineage: Eukaryota; Fungi; Ascomycota; Sordariomycetes; Hypocreales; Nectriaceae.